CGAUCACGGGGCGCGCACUCGGGCCGCGGCGGCGGGGCGGCGGGGCGCGGCUGCAGGCGGCGCCCGGAGCCGGGAUGCUGGGCGGCUCUGCGGCCCGCGAGGCGGGCGCGGCGCUGCUGGCGCUGGAGGACCAGGAGAAUGUGGACCCUGCGCGGGCGCCCGCCCCGCAGCCGCGCACCCGCGCCGCGCUGGCGGUGCUCAAGGCCGGGAGCCUGCGCGGGCCGCCGCCGCCGCCGCCGCCGCAGCUGCAGCGGCCCAAGGCGCGCCGGGUUGCACCUCUUAAGGAUCUUCCUGUAAACGAUGAGCAACUCACUGCUGCUCCCUGGAAAGCAAACAGUAAACAGCCUGCAUUCACCAUCCACGUGGAUGAAGCAGAAGAGCCACAGAAAAGGCCUGAUGAACCCAAAAAAGAAUGCGAAGAUAUCCUGGCGUUUAAUUCAGCUAUUAGUUUACCUGGACCGAGAAAACCACUGGUACCUCUUGAUUGUCCAAUGGAUGGUAGUUUUGAGUCCCCACACACUAUGGACAUGUCAGUUAUUCUGGAAGAUGAAAAACCAGUGAAUGUGAAUGACGUACCAGACUACCAUGAGGACAUACACACAUACCUUAGGGAGAUGGAGGUUAAAUGUAAACCUAAAGUAGGUUACAUGAAGAAACAGCCAGAUAUCACUAACAGUAUGAGAGCUAUCCUUGUGGACUGGUUAGUGGAAGUAGGAGAAGAAUAUAAACUACAGAAUGAGACGCUGCAUUUGGCAGUGAACUACAUUGAUAGGUUCCUCUCAUCAAUGUCAGUGUUGAGAGGAAAACUUCAGCUGGUGGGCACUGCGGCUAUGCUGUUGGCCUCAAAGUUUGAAGAAAUAUACCCCCCCGAAGUAGCAGAAUUUGUGUACAUUACAGAUGAUACCUAUACCAAGAAACAAGUCCUGAGAAUGGAGCACCUAGUUCUGAAAGUCCUUGCUUUUGAUUUGGCUGCACCAACAGUAAAUCAGUUUCUUACCCAAUACUUUCUACACCAGCAGUCAGCAAACUGCAAAGUUGAAAGUUUAGCAAUGUUUUUGGGAGAGUUAAGUCUGAUAGAUGCUGAGCCAUACCUCAAGUAUUUGCCAUCCGUUAUUGCUGGGGCCGCCUUUCAUUUAGCACUCUACACUGUUACAGGACAAAGUUGGCCUGAAUCACUGGUUCAAAAGACUGGAUAUACUCUGGAAAAUCUUAAGCCUUGUCUCAUGGACCUUCACCAAACCUACCUCAGAGCACCACAGCAUGCACAGCAGUCAAUAAGAGAAAAGUACAAACACUCAAAGUAUCAUGGCGUUUCUCUCCUCAACCCACCAGAAACACUAAAUGUGUGACAGAGGCUAUAUUGGUUUACUAAGGUGUAAAUCAAAGUAUAUGAUGUACAGUUUUUAUUUGAGGUUUUAAGUUUUACAAUCAUUUCUGAAUACUGAAGUUAUAGUCAAGUACAAAUUAUGGUAUCUAUUGCUUUUUUUAAAUGGGUUAAAUUUGUGUAUCUUUUGUACAUUUUACACUAUCUUAGAUAUCUGGCUGAUUUUAAGUGGUUUUAUUAACAUUAAUGACACCUGUCAAGAUGAUAAAAAUAAAUAAAUUGAUUUGGAAAACUUGGAAUAAGUCAAAUUUAA
Molecule: messenger RNA, 1637 nt
Organism: Sorex fumeus (smoky shrew)
Lineage: Eukaryota; Metazoa; Chordata; Mammalia; Eulipotyphla; Soricidae
Gene: CCNA2
Product: cyclin A2
Exons: 8
Coding region: 75-1349 (424 amino acids)
Biological process (GO): mitotic cell cycle phase transition; regulation of cyclin-dependent protein serine/threonine kinase activity
Cellular component (GO): cytoplasm; cyclin A2-CDK2 complex; nucleus
Molecular function (GO): cyclin-dependent protein serine/threonine kinase regulator activity
Source: RefSeq, a predicted model, not a curated record